Mya arenaria is the source of this 5469-nucleotide messenger RNA. RefSeq names its product mucin-4-like. Bases 202 to 2247 code for a protein of 681 amino acids. Lineage: Eukaryota; Metazoa; Mollusca; Bivalvia; Myida; Myidae. The transcript has 19 exons. The record is from RefSeq and is a predicted model, not a curated record.
CGUAAAACCCAUAAGGACGAUAAUUGCUCUGUCUGAUUAUGAUUCAAUUGUUACACUUUAAGAGGAAGAAUCUUGAUUAUUAGAGUUAAACGAAAUUAGCUUAACAAAAUACAAUUUAAACACGCCAUUCAAAAGGAGAUGUAGAAUUAUAUUUCUCGGGUGUGGACAACAGUAGAUGCAAUACUUUCUACAGUGAACACAAUGAUGUUAUAUCUAUUCAUCUUGAGUCUAAUUCACCAUGGAGUUCACACUCAAGGAUUGUUCAAAGAAGUUGACUCAAUCUGUAUUGGUAAAUGUUUGGCUGAGAAAGAUUGGGAGUUUAACGGAGUCUGCCCACAAACCUUCUGUGACUGGCAAUGCGCCGUCCAGCGCCUCGCCUUCCGAACUGGUUACCCCGUUGGAACCGAAUACCACUGUGCACUCAACUAUCAUAACCGCAACGAAUACAUAGAAACUUGGGCUGUGGUACAAAAUUGCUCAAAAGGAGAGCAGCCGUACAUCAGUUUUUACAAAAACACCAUGGAAUUACCAUCACUCAAUGGGAUCAUAGUGUGUGACAAGUGUAACGAUAGUUGGUACUACAACAACAAAGAAAGUACUCCUUCAAACAUAUACCAUACCUGUACAUUAGUGAAAGUGAAUCGAUGCACUCUUGAGAACCAUAAACUCAGCUGUGGAAUUCCAUGGGAGGACAGAACAGAGUCUGAUGGAUUUUGUAGAUGUGAUUAUAAACAUGGCUAUGCCCCUUUUAAUGGAAAUGUACCUAUGUGUUUUUACUCAAUGGAAGAGUGUGAUAUUAAGAAAUGUCCAUCAGGACACGAGUUGGUAUCAAACUACAGUUGCGUUUCGGUCUGUCCACAAGGGUAUUACCAUGAAAACACCUCAAGACAAUGCUUGCCAGUUAAAAGCCAGACAACCCAUGAUCUGCAAGUAGUUACAACUACAGUUCCAGAAACAACGCCUACAACACUGAACGUGACUGUUCAAACCCCAAGCGAGACAACACAUGGUCCGCCAGUAGUUAGAACUACAGUUCCAGAAACAUCGCCAACAAGACUGAAGGUGACUGUUCAAACCCCAAGCGAGACAACACAUGGUCCGCCAGUAGUUACAACUACAGUUCCAGAAACAUCGCAUACAAGAUUGAAGGUGACUGUUCAAACCCCAAGCGAGACAACACAUGGUCCGCCAGUAGUUACAACUACAGUUCCAGAAACAACGCCUACCCCCUCAAUAUCUGUCACAGUUUUUGGAAUCGUUUCCAGCAUAACGCUUCUGCUCAUUUUACUUAUAUCUGUUGGACUGAUCUUAUAUAUUCGAAAGAGGACCAAAACAGACGCAGACAGCUCCAUGACCAAAGCUAUGAACAGUGGACAUAAAAAUCCCGGUCUUGCAGACUAUGAUCUGCUUACAUUUGACACGAACCAUCGCAAAGACAAAACCGAUCCGGCCAAAACGAAGCUUGACGCAGACAGCUCUACAACCAAAGCUAUGAAAAGUGGACACAAAAAUGCCGGUCUAGUAGGUUAUGAUCUGAUUACAUUUGACACGAAACAUCGCAAAGACAAAACUGAUCCAGCCAAAACGGAGCUUGACGCAGACAGCUCUACGACCAAAGCUAUGAACAGUGGACACAAAAAUGCCGGUCAAGUAGGCUAUGAUCUGGUUACAUUUGACACGAAACCUCGCAAAGACAAAACCGAUCAGGCCAAAACGGAGCUUGACACAGACAGCUCUAUGACCAAAUCUAUGAAUAGUGGACACAAAAAUGCCGGUCAAGUAGGCUAUGAUCUGGUUACAUUUGACACGAAACCUCGCAAAGACAAAACCGAUCAGGCCAAAACGGAGCUUGACGCAGGUAGCUGUACGACCAAAGCUAUGAACAGUGGACAUAAAAAUGCCGGUCUAGUAGGCUAUGAUCUGGUUACAUUUGACACGAAACAUCACAAAGACAAAUCCGAUCCGGCCAAAACGGAGCUUGACGCAGGUAGCUGUACGACCAAAGCUAUGAACAGUGGACAUAAAAAUGCCGGUCUAGUAGGCUAUGAUCUGGUUACAUUUGAUACGAAACAUCGCAAAGACAAAACCGAUCCGGCUAAAACGAAACUUGGACAAGGACAAGAUACAAACAGUGGAGGGGUUGAGGUUAAUAGUGAUAUUCCACUGAUGGACAGGUUGCCUGAUGCAACUCCUGAAAAAAGACAGAAGCCGAAAUCAACAGAUCAGCCAUUAGCAUCGGAGCUUUAGCUAAAGGAGGUCAUCUUCUAAGUGUAGAAUUACUCGUUGACGGUCAGCUUACAACCGUAUGAAGACACUUUUUCAAUAGCUCUGCCGGGGGUACAGUCGUAUAAUUGUAUUUGUGCGAUGUUUAAAAGCUUUGUCAUACGCUUAUGUGAAAGGACAGGGUCACCAUAGAAUCGAUAGAAUCCAAAUUGUGAAUGCCCUGUAGAUGACGAAUUUCACACUCUACUUUUAUAGACAUACAUCGUAUUCAUGCGUUUAUGGGUUAGUACAAUCUCUAGCGUAUAGUAUGAAUUAUGUAUAUCAAACGUUUGAAAAAAAUGUCAUGUCAUAAUGAAUUGAAUAUAAAAAUGACAGCUUUAUUUUUAUAACAGAUAUGACUAAUACUCUAUGUGACCGAAAAAUGAUAUCGCUAUUACAUUUUUAUGCUGUUGUAUUAUGUAAAUACAUUGUAUUUUGGAGUAAAUGUAAUUGUCUGUACUGUUAAACCUAUUAAAAUGAUGCAUGCUUGUUGAACAAAUGAGACUUAAAUAAACAAGAGCGUUUGAAUGUAUGAGGCUCAAUUUGAUUAACAUCAUAUAUAGUUCAACCUUAGAUAGAUUAUCAAUGUGAUAUGAACCAGGGGGGGGGGGCGGGAACAACGUACGUAAUGUUUUUAUCAGCGCCUGCACAUGAAUGCAUAAGGGGGGGGGAGAUAAAUCAAGUAUGUUGUUUACGCGCGUAUGAACAUAUAAAACAGGAGAGUUGAGAUCAAUGGGGUAAUAUUCUCUGCUUGUGGUGUCUGCAACACGUCAUCCUGCAGUUCCAUCACUUGCACCAUCUACACCGUCAAAUGUCUCGGUUGGGCCGUAGGCAGAACCUCUUGCACGUGCAUUGCGAUCCCCAGCAAGUAUACCCGGAUCCCAUCAUUGAGUCGAUAAUACCAAUGCUUCCGUAUCCGCCGCCCAUCAUGCCGCAACCCAUACCAGUGUAGAAAUAGUAUUUUGCUGCUAAUAUAAUGAAGUUAGGUAUUACGGAUUAAUCUGUUUUAGGCUGUAUACCAAAUGUUAUUGUUGCAUAAUCAAUUAAUUGUUUUUACUGAUUAGAUCUUUUAUAUUUAACCAAACAAACGUUACACAUAUCACAAAGGGUAUAUUGGACUAUCCUAAAGUGAAAAGAUAUGUGUUCGUUGGCACUUAUCUUUUGAUAUACUUAUAUUGAAACGCUCUAAGUUUUGUGUCAAUAGUACAUUUAAUGGGAUUUAAAUAUAUUGAUUUCCAGUCGAGGUCUUCAAAUAUAUUAUUCCAUUUCCAAGUUUAUUUAUCACUCAUUUAAUGGUUUGUUUCAUAUAAUUUUCAUAUACAUAUUUGUUGUGUGUUUUUUAUUCGAGGUAUUUUGUCAAUCUGACUUUUGGACUCAUGCUUGUAUGGUUGCUUUUUAACGUACGUUUCCAUUUAUCUGAUAUGCUUGAAAUAAGUGAAUGACAUUUUAGAAAAUCUAUGUUUGGUAUAAUAUACUUUAUUAAGUUCUUCAAAUGUGUAAAAUUGUUUUGUCGUGUUAUUAAAUAAAUGAUUUAUGUAUAUGACGCCAUGUAUAAAGCAUUCUUUGCAAAAAAAUAGGUGUUUUUAUGUGUUAAUACAUUCAUUAUACCAAAUUAUUUGCGUUGAAAUAUGUUCUAUUUCCUCAGUAAAAUUUAACCUUGUCCAACUUGUAAGUAUAUCUUUUAGAAAAUUAUUCUGUAUAUCAGGUAGAAUAUAUUUUGGUGAAAAAUUUCCCUCAAGUAAUAUUUUACCACCAAGUUCAUUUAUUCCAUUUAGAUACGGUACUUUCCAUCUACCAUUGUUGGAAUCAUCAUGUAUUCUUUUAAUCCAGCUUGUUAUAUUGUUGAUAUGAACAUAUUAAAAUCGAUCAUUUUUAAUCCACCAUUUUUAUAAUCCUCUGUAAUACAGUGUGUGUAUACCAGGUGAUAAAUUGCGUCAUAAAUGCUACGUCGGAGGCAAUAUUUUGAUUGGAAAAAAAACUUUGAACAAAGAUAACUUUACUAUUUCUUCACCAUUUUAAUUGAAACAUAGCGCAGUCAACGUCGCUUACGGAGCCUUGCCUUCGCUCUUUUGCCAGAGUUUGAUUGAGAGUUUAAUUUCUUAAAACACUUCGACAAACCUUUUCAUAAUUCGGCCGUCUGACGGAGCACUGUCAAAACAUUAUUUUGGAAACAGGUUUGACGAAGUGUUUGAUGAAACUAUUGACCUUAUCAAAUUUUGGUAAUGAAACAAAUUCGGGCCUCUUCAAGCUUUUUAGACUGUCCUUUGUUUCAUUUAAAAUGGUUUGUAAACGAAAUGUUAUCUUUGAUUUAAGUCUACAUUUUAAGCAAGAUGUUGCCUUCCGACGUAGCAUAUAUGACGUAAUUUAUCACGUGGUAUACACUCACUUAAUAAUGUUUCGUGCUAUCUUUUCUGGCUUUCAUCCCAUAAAAAAAUGUAAUGGUGUUUUAUAAUGUCUUCUGGUGGGUUUUCAAGAACCGUUAUUGAAAACACGAUUUUUGGAACUAUUAUUUUACUAAUCAAUGUUCAACCAUCGAAGGCUUUUCAAAGUCUGCAAACAGUAGGAGGCCCGGGUUAUUAGUAUUAUCUAAAUGAUCUAAAAUAUCAAAUAUUAGCCGUAUUUCUUUUCGGAAGAGAAGCCUUUCAUUUUUGAGAGUGAUAAAUUACACUUUGAAUAACCAGUUUCAAUCUACUGGCAAUAGAUUUUGUGGCAAUUUUAUAAUCUAUAUUUAAUAAGGAUAUAGGACGCCAAUUAUUUAAUCAGGAGUAGUUUUUAUCUUUUUUGGUAUUAAAUUGAUUAUUUCUUGCCUUUGUAAUUGUGUAAGACUCCCAUUUGUAUAUGAAUAAUUUAAGGAAUUUAAAAGAAACAACUUAAUAUCAAUCCAAAAUAAUUUAUAGAACUCUGUCGUUAAAACGUCAGAACCUGGGCUUUUGUUAUUAUUCAUUCAGCACACCCCCUUUCUUUUUGUACAUUAUUUAGUUUAUUUGUAUUUUGCUUAAAGAAGUCAUCUUUAGAUUUGUCUAGUUGUUGUUAUUUUAUAAAGGUUAUUAUAGAACAGUUUAGUUUCGUUGAGUAUAUUGUUGGGCUCAGUUAUUUCGACGUUGUUGACAAUUAGUCUUGGUUUUUUUUCUUUUUCUCAAGAUUAGCAAAUAUUUUGAGUUUUGUUCCAUGCCUUCUAUAAAUUCUGAUUAAAACCCAAUAAGAUUG